GUCAGGCGAAACGAGGAGACGAAUAAUGUUUAUAUCUCACCAAGAGAUUGCUGCAGAGCCUUACUUGACUUGAUAUAAGAAUCGUUCCAGACAUCAAUGAACUGUCGAAAAUACCAGGUAAUAAAAGCUGUGGGUCUCAGCCCGGGGGAUUGGUACACUAGCUGAUGAUUCAGCUUUGCUUAUUCCCUCCUAAGAUGGAUGGAUGGAAUGCAUGUAUCACUUAGCGAUGACGACAUGUCUAGUCGGCGUCUCACGGUGUGCGGAGCAAAGACGAUACCGGAUCGGGCUUCAUGGUGGAUUUGUCAGCUAUUAAUAUUCUCUCCAACUGAAUCCGUCCCGAAGUCCGAAAUCAAAGAUAAAUCUCGAGCAACAUCCCCUAAUACUGUAGGUCAUCCCUAAUUAAGUACCUAGUUCGGACAACAUUAGAAUCAAUUUCUGAGCCAAAACAACAAGGGCACAAUGACAAAUAUCAACAUCAAAAUUGUAUCCGACACCGUCUGCCCAUGGUGCUACAUAGGCAAGAAGCGAGUAGACAAAGCGAUCGACCUCUACCGCAAGGUCUAUCCGGGCGCCAAAGAUGACACAUUCACCAUCACCUGGUCGCCGUUCUACCUAGACCCCACCUCACCCAAAGUCGGCGUCCCUAUCACAGAGCGCAUGGUGCAGCGCUUCGGACCAGAACGGCUCGCCGCCCUCCAACGCCGACUAACGACGAUAGGCCGCGAGGAGAGCAUCGACUUCAGUUUCAGGGGCAAGGUCGGCAACACGCGCGACUCGCACCGUCUAAUCCAACUCGGUAAGACGAAGGGCAACGAAGUCGAGAACAAGGUCGUGCUGGAGCUGUUCAAGAGCUAUUUCGAGAGCGACGGAGAUAUCACUUCGCAUGACACCUUAAUCGCCGCAGCUGAGAAGGCGGGCUUGAACAAGGCCGAGGUGAAAGACUGGCUUGACACGGGCAAGGGCGGCAAGGAGGUCGACGAGGAGGUCCAGGAAGCCGUCGCGAAGGAUAUACACGGGGUACCGCACUUCACGGUACAGGGCAAGUACGAAGUCGACGGUGCGCAGGACGCGCAGGCUUUCUUAGAAGCGUUCGCAAGUGUCAAGGAGGGGAAAUAAGAUGUCACCAGCUUUAGGUCUGGGUUCGGUCGAUGGCGUUAAACCGUGUUGGUUUGGGGUAUCAUAGUCUUAAAACAAUACAUGCAGCAUUACAUGUGCAGCAAUCCGUCAAUAUCUCUGUCAAUCGUUUGCAGCCGCUCCUGCAACUCCUUCUUUUUCUUCUCGAGUU
Annulohypoxylon maeteangense is the source of this 1285-nucleotide messenger RNA. Its product is annotated as DSBA oxidoreductase. Bases 460 to 1116 code for a protein of 218 amino acids. The record is from RefSeq and is a predicted model, not a curated record. The transcript has 2 exons. Gene Ontology annotation, molecular function: oxidoreductase activity. Lineage: Eukaryota; Fungi; Ascomycota; Sordariomycetes; Xylariales; Hypoxylaceae.